Quercus lobata is the source of this 1280-nucleotide messenger RNA. Its product is annotated as protein trichome birefringence-like 43. The record is from RefSeq and is a predicted model, not a curated record. Gene Ontology annotation, cellular component: Golgi apparatus. The coding region runs from base 43 to 1125 and encodes 360 amino acids. Gene Ontology annotation, molecular function: O-acetyltransferase activity. The transcript is spliced from 5 exons. Lineage: Eukaryota; Viridiplantae; Streptophyta; Magnoliopsida; Fagales; Fagaceae.
UCUCUCUCUCUCUUACACAAACAAACACACAUUUUUGGUGCAAUGGCUAAUUAUAUUGCUCUUGCACUCCUGGUUCUACCAUUGUUGCAGGUGGUAGUAACUGCUGGGGAGCCUAACAUUCAAGAUUAUACAAAGAGGUUUGAGAAGAAGGAGAGUUGUGAUCUGUACCAUGGAAGUUGGGUUUAUGAUAAAUCAUACCCUCUUUACGACUCAAGUCAGUGCAGCUUCAUAGAGGUCUCAUUUGCUUGCCAAAGGAACGGUCGCCCAGACAAGCUUUAUCUCAAAUAUAGGUGGCAACCCUCUGCAUGCAACUUGCCAAGGUUUGACGGUAUAGAUUUCUUAAAGAGAUUGAGAAAUAAGAAGAUCAUGUUUAUUGGAGAUUCAUUAAGUUUGAAUCAAUGGCAGUCAUUGCUAUGCAUGCUUCACACUGCUACGCCACACUCUGAGUAUAAGUCAGAGAGGAUAGGGCCCCUCUCCACAUUUACAUUCACGGAGUACAAUGCUUCAGUGAUGCUUAUGCGGAAUGCCUUUUUGGUGGACAUUGAACACAAGAGAUAUGGUCGGGUUUUGAAACUCAACAAGCUUGGCUAUGAGAAAACUUGGGACGGAAUUGAUGUAUUGAUUUUCAACACAUGGCAUUGGUGGCGUCACACCGGAAGGGAACAACCAUGGGAUUUCAUUCAAGAAGGGAAGCAUCUACAAAGAGACAUGGAUCGCUUGGCUGCCUAUGAGGAAGCGCUAAAGACAUGGGCUCGAUGGGUGGACACAAAUGUUGAUCCGGAAAAAACCAAGGUCUUCUUCCAAGGAAUCUCACCGGAUCAUUCCAAUGCAAGUAAUUGGGGGAACCAUAAUGGAAUUGAAUGCAAAGGAGAAACAAAACCCAUAUUUGCACCAGCAUAUCCAAGACACCAUCCGGCAGAACUGGUGGUGGAAAAAGUGUUGCGAACCAUGUUGAAGCCGGUGCACUUACUAAAUGUAACAAGACUUUCACAACAAAGAAAAGAUGCACAUCCAUCCAUCUACGGCUUGGGAGGCCACUAUGGAAUGGACUGCAGCCAUUGGUGUCUUGCUGGAGUUCCAGAUACAUGGAAUCAACUUUUAUACGCAGAACUCAUAAGUAAAUAACUUAAUUUCUUCCAUAUGAAAAAUCUUACUUAUCAGGUAAAAGUUGGUAUGUUGUUUAAUUCGUUAUAUCUUUACGAAUAAAUUUUUCUUGCAAUGUAAUCCUACUUCAACUUUUGUCAAUAAAAUAAUCUAUCAAAUGUGACUUGAGAAGCGAA